Naegleria gruberi is the source of this 2064-nucleotide messenger RNA. RefSeq lists its product as uncharacterized. The transcript has 3 exons. The record is from RefSeq and is a predicted model, not a curated record. Bases 1 to 2064 code for a protein of 687 amino acids. Lineage: Eukaryota; Heterolobosea; Eutetramitea; Acrasida; Naegleriidae. Gene Ontology annotation, biological process: L-histidine catabolic process. Gene Ontology annotation, molecular function: urocanate hydratase activity.
AUGGAACAACAAUUAACAACUAAAGAAUUAAUUAGUAAAUAUUUUUGUCAGGGCAUUCCACAAACUAUUUUACCACCUGCACUCAAUUAUAGUGAAAUGAGAGAUUCUACUGUACCUCAUGCACCUAUUAAAAAUAUAAAUCUAAUUCUUCCCUCCAAACAAGAUCAACAAUUGGCCAUUAAAAAUGCACUUCGUUAUUUUCCUCAACAUUUUCAUAGAGAAUUGGCCAAUGAAUUUGCCUAUGAAUUAAAAACAUUUGGUCAUAUUUAUAUGUAUAGAUUUAGACCAUCACGUUUUUUAGAAAUGAAAGCCUAUUCAUUAUCAGAUUAUACAAAUAAGAAUAAUUGUGAACAAGCUUGUGCAAUCAUGUUAAUGAUUUGUAAUAAUUUAGAUGUUAAAAUUGCACAAUAUCCACAUGAAUUAGUAACAUAUGGUGGAAAUGGAAGUGUUUUUUCAAAUUGGGCACAAUUUUUAUUAACCAUGAAAUAUUUAAGUGAAAUGAAUGAAAAUCAAACACUUACAAUGUAUAGUGGUCAUCCAAUGGGUUUAUUUCCAAGUUGUCCUGAAAAUCCACGUUGUAUUAUUACAAAUGGAUUAGUUGUACCUAAUUAUUCAUCACGUGAUGAUUAUGAAAGAUUAUAUGCUUUAGGUAAUACUAUUUAUGGUCAAAUGACUGCUGGUAGUUAUUGUUAUAUUGGUCCACAAGGUAUUGUACAUGGUACUACUCUUGUUGUUUUAAAUGCAGGUAGAAAAUAUUUAAAUUUAAAUGAUUUAAGUGGAAAGGUUUUUAUUACAUCUGGACUUGGUGGAAUGUCAGGAGCACAACCUAAAGCAGGAGUGAUUAGUGGAUGUAUAACAGUAGUAGCAGAAGUGAAUGAAUUAGCAUUAAAAAAGAGAUAUGAACAAGGAUGGUUAUUAGAAAGUGUUGGUAAUGAUUUAGAAAAAUGUAUUGAAAGAAUUAAACAAGCACGUUUAUUAAAACAAGUAACAUCAAUUGGAUAUUUAGGAAAUAUAGUUGAAUUAUGGGAAAGAUUAGCUAAUGAAGAUGAAUUACUUGUUGAAUUAGGAAGUGAUCAAACAUCACUUCAUAAUCCAUAUCAAGGUGGAUAUUAUCCAGUUGGUUUAACAUUUGAAGAAUCAAAUCAAUUAAUGAAAGAUAAUCCAAAUGAAUUUAAAUUAAAAGUAUCAGAAAGUUUAAAAAGACAAGUUAAUGCUAUUAACAAAUUAGUUGAAAAGGGAAUGAAAUUUUGGGAUUAUGGUAAUUGUUUUUUAUAUGAAGCUAAUAGAGCAGGUGCUGAUAUUUGUAAUCAAGAUGGUAAUUUUAAAUAUCCUUCCUAUGUACAAGAUAUUAUGGGUGAUAUAUUUUCAUUGGGUUUUGGUCCUUUUAGAUGGGUAUGUUUAUCUGGUAAUGAAAAAGAUUUAGAAGAAACAGAUAAAAUAGCAGCUCAAGUGAUUGAAAGAUUAAUGAAAAAUCCAUCACUUGGUGAAAAAUCACAUUUACAAUAUCAAGAUAAUUAUAAAUGGAUAGUACAAGCAAUGGAAAAUAAGUUAGUAGUUGGAUCACAAGCAAGAAUAUUAUAUUCAGAUAUAGAAGGUAGAGUUGAAAUAGCCUUAGCAUUUAAUAAGGCAAUUAGAGAAGGUAAAAUUAGUGGGUCAAUUGCAUUAAGUAGAGAUCAUCAUGAUGUAUCAGGUGCAGAUUCACCAUUUAGAGAAACAUCAAAUAUUUAUGAUGGUAGUAAUAUUACAUCUGAUAUGGCAGUUCAUACAUUUACAGGUAAUUCAAUGCGGGGUGCAACAUGGUGUGCUCUUCAUAAUGGUGGUGGUACUGGUUUUGGAUUGGCAAUUAAUUGUGGAUUUGGUUUAGUUUUAGAUGGAUCACAACAAUCAGAUGAGAGAGCUAGAAAUGUUUUAUUUUGGGAUGUUGCUAAUGGUAUUGCUAGAAGAAGUUGGUCUGGUAAUGAUAAUGCUUUUGAAACUAUUCAUAGAGCAAUGCAAUUCAAUUCAAAUUUAAAUGUUACCAUUCCAAAUCAUUGUCAUUUAAAUGAUAAUGAUUUUAAUUUAUAA